Molecule: messenger RNA, 2978 nt
Organism: Paramecium primaurelia
Lineage: Eukaryota; Ciliophora; Oligohymenophorea; Peniculida; Parameciidae
Source: the annotation of a GenBank genome assembly
AAUUCAACAGGUAAAAGCAUAAUUAACGAAUGCAGGAAUGUUUGAAAUUUAUAUACAAAUAAGAUAAGACCAAAAAUGAUUUGAUUGCAGUAUCUUAGGCAUUAAAAAAAUGGCCAUAAGAAGCAUAAUAAUUUAGAUAGUAUUGUCUAAACUCUAAGAUCUUUGUUUCCAAUGAAGUACCAAAACACGUAUAUGUUGUAACAAAGGGUGAAUUUGUAUAAGUCAAAUAUGGUAUCAUUAUUUAAGCAAAAUGAAUAUUAGUCAAGUCUUAAUCCAAGAAUCCAUUAUAUUAUAUAAGUAAGAUAUUUGCUCAGGAACCUCAAAUAUAGAAAUAACUUCGUGUAACAUUAUCAAUAAUAAUUAUACUUCUAGACUUAUAAGGUAAUGGAUGUAAUAGGAAUGGAUGAAAUUCAUAAUGAUAAUUAUUCUUAUGAUGUUUUUUGUAAUUCAACAAUAGGAGAAGUCUUUUGUAUAAAGAAAUGUGUUUUUGAAAAAAUAGUCUAAAAUCAAACCAUGAAAAAGAAGAACCUAUAAAUAAUGAUAGAAAAUAAACCAUGUUAAAUGAUUGAAAUUCAUUCUGCAAAAGGAGCAACACCAAUUAAUAGAUUAUAGUUAGGAGAGAUACCAAGAUAACCUGAAGAAAUUAGUACACAUCGUCAUGAAAAGAGAACCAUUGAUUUCACAGCCUUUAAGUAAAUUAAACCAUAGCAUAUUGUUAAUUAACCAAUUGUUGAAGAACUAGAAGAACCUCCCCUAAAUAAUAGAUUUCUUGGUGGUACAAUUAAAAUUAAACAUUAGAUUGAUUUGGCUUAAAUAUAUAUAUAUAUAUCAUUUUUAUUAUAUUAUUUAUCAUAUAAAAAGAGUUCUAUACUUUUUUUAUUAUAUUCUACAUUUUUAACUUAUCUUCCUACUUGAACUAUUAUUGUUCAUUACUGAACUUACAAAUUGUUUAAUAAUAAUUUAUAUUUAUAUAAUAUUAAUAAUGUCUAACCACCGUAAUCUGAAAGAUUUAUUUCCAACUAAACUUAAUUUUAUUAAGCCCAAGCCUGUAAGAUAAUAAUUAUAAUAAGGAAUUAUAAAAUGAUCGUUCUAAACAAAUUAAUAAAUCUCCAUUAGGAUUAAGUUAAUUUGCAAGUUUCUUCUAAAUAGCUUAAAAAACUACUAAAAAUAGAUAAACACCAUCUUCUUAGAGAAGUGUAACUCCUACCAAAGUUAAAAUCAUUUAAUUGAAUAUGCAAAAAUAAAAUGAAUCACAUUUACAAAUUUAAUCAAAGCAUUUAAGGAAUUAGAGUGCAACAAAUAUUAAUAGUAGUAGAAACAAUUCAUUUCAUAAAGGAAAGUAGGAGUAUUUAAAUAAUGCAAGUUCUCGUGGUUCAAUGUUUGCAUUAUCUAAAUUAAUGUCAUAACAUAAUUAAUAAGAUUCUUAAAUACAAUCACAGAAUCGAUCUAAAGAUCAAUCACCUAUUAAACCAGCUAUUUUUGAGAAUCUAGAUAUAAUUAAUAGAAACACUGUUAGAAAGAAUUCUAGAUCUCCAAAUACUACAACAAAAAUUAUAUCUCCUUUUUUAUAUCCUAAAUUUUCCAGUGCUCAUUAAAUUUAACCAUAAGAUAACUUUAUCAAUUAUUAAAACAGUCUAGUUAAAGAAAAUAAGCCAAUUGAAAAAGGAUCUCAAAUCAUAAAUGAAGUUCCUUAAAUUCAUAAAUAAGAAUUCUUAAUGCCUAGUUAAUUUAAAUAUUCUAAAGGUUUUGAAAAUCUAUUAAAUUCAAUGAUGAAACAAUAACAUAAUUCUAGAUAUGAGAAUUCUAAGAGCAUAGUCAAAUAACAAGAAAGACAAUAAUCAAGUGAUGAUGAUGAAGAAACUUUAAUGGUAGAUUGCAAUAUUCAAGUGAACAAGAAUAGUUUUCAAUUUCAUUAUGUAAUUGGAAAGGGUGGAUUUGGAAAAGUUUGGAAAGUUGAAAUAAAGAAAUCUAGACAAUUAUAUGCUAUGAAGGAAAUGUCAAAAGCAAAAGUAAUAGCCAAAAGAAGUGUUAAUUCAGUAAUGAAUGAAAGAAAUCUAUUGGCCUAAUUUAAACAUCCCUUUUUAAUUAAUAUGAAUUAUUGUUUUCAAGAUAGAGACAAUUUAUAUUUGGUUAUGGAUUUAUUAACAGGAGGAGAUUUAAGAUAUCAUAUAGGGAAAAUGAGAAGAUUUAAAGAACACUAAACUAAAUUCUUUGUAGCUUGUGUUUUAUUAUCAUUAGAAUAUUUACACAACAAUAAUAUAAUACAUAGAGAUCUUAAACCAGAAAAUUUAGUUUUGGAUAAAUAUGGAUAUGUUAGAUUAACAGAUCUAGGAAUUGCAAGAAUCUGGAAACCUGAAAAUUCAUAAGAUACAAGUGGUACACCUGGAUAUAUGGGUAGAAGAUUUAUAUUAAAUAUUUUAAGCUCCUGAAGUAAUGUGUAGAUAGAAUCAUACAAUAGCAGUUGAUUACUUUGCUCUUGGAAUCAUGGGUUAUGAAUUUAUGUUAGGAAGAAGACCUUAUAAUGGAAGAUCUAGAUAAGAAAUUAGAGAUCAGAUCCUCACCAGAUAAGUUUAGAUUAAAAAAUCUGAAGUUCCAAAUGAUUGGUCAUUUGAAGGUGCUGAUUUUAUAAACAAAUUAAUAUAAAGAAAACCAAUUAAUAGACUUGGUUUUAAAGGACCAGAUGAAGUCAAAAAUCAUCCUUGGCUUAGAAACUUUCCUUGGUAAAAACUCUUAAAUAAAGAAAUCUAAUCUCCAUAUAUUCCAACUGUAUAAAUAUUAUUUUUAUUUAGGAAAUUGAUGACAAUAUUGAAUAUUUAAAUUAAAUUAGUGAGGAUAACGAAAGUCAGGAUGAUUUGAUUAGAGAAAAUAAACUUUUAUUAAAGAAAAAUUCAGUUUAGAAUUUAUUUAAUGGCUAUAGUUAUGAAAAAAAUCUCUCAAAAAAUACAAAAAGCACUUCUAGUACACUUUUUUAAGGAUGA